AUGAAUUUGUCAUUUCAGGAUUUGGUGAUAUUCAGAGAUGUGGCUGUAGACUUUUCUCAGGAAGAGUGGAAAUGCCUGAACUCAUAUCAGAGGAAUUUGUACAGAGAUGUGAUAUUAGAGAACUAUAGCAACUUGGUGUCAGUGGGAUGUUCCAUUUCUAAGCCAGAUGUAAUUACCCUAUUAGAGCAAGGGAAAGAACCUUGGAUGGUUGUGAGGGAUGAGAAAAAAAGAUGGAGUCUGGAUUUGGAAUCCAAAAAUUUAUCUCAAAAGGACAUUUAUGAAAUGAAUUUAUCUCAGUGGGAGAUAAUGGAAAACAUUAGAAGUUGUAGCCUGGAAGACUGCCUUUUCAGAAAAAAAUGUGAAUAUAAAAAGUUUGAGAGACAAAAAGGUCCUCAAAUGGGAUAUUUCAGGCAAGUGAAAAAAAACACCUCUGUAAAAAGGCCCACUAACAGAAAACUCAAAUCUUUUACUUUAUAUCAGAGAAUUCAUAAUAGAGAGAAAACCUAUGAAUGUGGGGAAUGUGGAAAGGCGUUUAGAGUACGCCAACAACUUACUUUCCAUGAGAGAAUUCAUACUGGUGAGAAACCCUAUGAGUGUAAAGAUUGUGGUAAAGCAUUUAGACAGUGUGCCCACCUUAGUCGACAUCAGAGAAUUCAUACUCCUGACAAACUUCUUGAAUGUAAAAAAUGUGGAAAGAUCUUUACAUGUAGUGCAGAUCUUCGAGUACAUCAGAGAAUUCAUAUUGGUGAGAAGCCCUAUGAAUGUAAGGAAUGCGGGAAGUCCUUUAGAGUGCAAGGACAACUUAAUCUUCAUCAAAGAAUUCAUACUGGUGAGAAACCCUACGAAUGUAAGGAAUGUGGGAAGACCUUUAGACAGUAUGCACACCUUACUCGCCAUCAAAGACUUAAUAUUGCUGAGAAGUGCUAUGAAUGUAAGGAAUGUGGUCAGGCUUUUCUGUGUAGUACAGGCCUUAGAAUACAUCACAAACUUCAUACAGGUGAAAAACCCUAUGAAUGUAAGGAUUGUGGGAAAGCCUUCAGAGUGAGGCAACAACUUACUCUCCAUCAGAGAAUUCAUACUGGUGAGAAACCCUAUGAUUGUAAGGACUGUGGGAAGACAUUUAGUCGUGGCUAUCAUCUAACUCUCCAUCAGAGAAUUCAUACUGGUGAGAAACCUUAUGAAUGUAAAGAAUGUCAGAAGUUCUUUCGUCGUUAUUCAGAACUUAUUUCACAUCAGGGUGUUCAUAUUGGAGAGAAGCCCUAUGAUUGUAAGGAAUGUGGGAAAGCAUUUAGACUGUUCUCUCAACUUACUCAACAUCAGAGUAUUCAUUUUGGUGAGAAACCUUAUAAAUGUAAGGAAUGUGAGAAGACAUUUAGACUGCUCUCACAACUUAGGCAACAUCAGAGUAUUCAUACCGGUGAGAAACCCUAUGACUGUAAGGAAUGUGGAAAGGCCUUUAGACUUCAUUCAUCACUUAUUCAACAUCAGAGAAUUCAUUCUGGAGAGAAACCAUACAAUUGUAAGGAAUGUAAGAAGGCAUUUAGACAACACUCACACCUUACUUACCAUCAGCGAAUUCAUAAUGUAACUAAAUAG
Messenger RNA from Myotis lucifugus (little brown bat), 1596 nucleotides. RefSeq names its product zinc finger protein 30 homolog. The transcript has 3 exons. Bases 1 to 1596 code for a protein of 531 amino acids. Lineage: Eukaryota; Metazoa; Chordata; Mammalia; Chiroptera; Vespertilionidae. The record is from RefSeq and is a predicted model, not a curated record. Gene Ontology annotation, biological process: regulation of DNA-templated transcription.